This is a messenger RNA of Bactrocera neohumeralis, 2119 nucleotides long. RefSeq names its product probable peroxisomal membrane protein PEX13 (gene Pex13). The transcript is spliced from 3 exons. NCBI's taxonomy places the organism in Eukaryota, Metazoa, Arthropoda, Insecta, Diptera, Tephritidae. Gene Ontology annotation, biological process: protein import into peroxisome matrix, docking. The record is from RefSeq and is a predicted model, not a curated record. Gene Ontology annotation, cellular component: peroxisomal membrane; peroxisomal importomer complex; peroxisome. Bases 311 to 1651 code for a protein of 446 amino acids. Gene Ontology annotation, molecular function: protein binding.
UUUUGCAAACUGUCAAAAUAUACAAAUUAUCAUUCGAUUUGAUUCACAUAUUUGGGGAUAAGUUUAUUAUGUUUUGUACGUUUUGUUUGGAGAAUAAAGUCUGAAAAGGAUAUUUUCCGUUAAAAGAGAGUUUAUCUAAACCAAGGUCGAAACAAAAUUAAAUUAUUUGUGUUGAAUUUCAAUGAAUAACUCGCGAUAGCAGGUUAAAGUCAAUCGAUAAAAUCACUUCCACUCAAUUAACAUUUGGAACAAAGUUCAAGCUCUUCGUUGGUGAAAGCGAACGACCACACAGUUUCCUAAACAAAAAAUAAUGGUGGAUAACGGCGGAGCUACAAAUAAUUUCCGAAGUCCUAUAUUGAUGGAAUCAAAUUUGAUGCCACCAGCAGGAGUGGCAACUGGCGGGGGAAUACGGACUAUUGGAAAUAGCAGUGACUCACAACUACACACACCCUUCGCUGGCAAUAUACGUGCGUUACCUCCACCACUGCCACAAGCUCCGUAUACUACCAACACCGGCUAUAGUACCAACAACACUUAUGGUGCAUAUGGUGGUUAUACAGGUUACAAUAAUUUUGGUAACAGUUUUGGCUCAUACGGUGGAUAUGGUAGUUAUGGCGGUUACGGGUCGUUUGGAAGCUAUGGAGGUAAUUUUGGUGGUGCGUACAAUCGUUUUGGCAUUGGCGGCAUUAAUCCUAUGGAUCCUGAAAUGCGUUUCGUACAAAUGGCGGAAGCGAGCGCUAGACCUGCGUUUCAAAGUAUCGAAUCGCUGGUGUCAGCUAUUGGAAAUAUAGCGGCAAUGCUUGAUUCUACAUUUUUUGCACUGACUAGUUCGUUUCGUGCUAUAUUGGGUGUAGCAUCGAAUUUUGGACGAUUAAGAGGAGUAUUUGCACAGUUUUGGCAAACAUUCGCCAUUUUUCGUGGACUAACAUGGAUAUAUAAAAAAAUAAUGUACUGGCUUCGUUUAUCAAAUAUUGAUCCGUCAAGCGAGACGUUCAAACAAGCUUUCGCUGAAGCCGUCAAUGAUUCUUCACAACAAUCAGGUGCACCUAAGUUACCUCACAAAGGUCAAUCCCCAUGGCCGGUAUUGGCUUUUAUAAGUUUUAUAUUUACAGCACCAUACCUUAUAAUGAAACUCUUGGGUACAGUUACAAAUACAGCGCAGGAGGAAGCGCGUAAUCCGAUAAAGUGGGUAAAUCCUAUCGAAACUGUUGCGAUGUAUGAUUUUCAAGCCAGAAAUCCUACUGAAUUGAGUAUGCAUGGCAACCAACCUUUGCUCAUUGCGCCGAAAGAAAUACAAAAUACUCUCGGAAUGUUGAACACCGGCUGGGCAUUAGCCUGUACUGUGGACCAUCAGAAUGUUGGCAUUAUACCGAUAAAUUAUGUGAAAAGUCCGCAACAAUUGCGUGAAGAACAGCAACAGCAACCAAAAUAUGAACAUCAACAACAGACGAUAUCACAGAUGGCAGAGCCGAACAUAAACAAAGAACCACAGCCAGCGUUAAUGGACUUAUCAGCUUCGUCUUUUCCGGCACCGCCCUCCAAUCAACAAAUUGAUGGUACGGACUCUCUGCCUGAUUUUGAUAUUGCACCACAACCACUUGGCAAAUCCAAUUUCUCGGUAUUAGCGCCCAGUGGCAGCGAAGAAAUAUAAUGAGAUGCACUGCGGAUAGUUCAACAUUACAUCAUAAAUAUUUUUAAAUUUAAACAUAAAACGUUGAGAAUUCCGCUUGUUCUAUUUAAAAAGUUGAGCACUAGUUAAAAAGUUAUGUACUAUGAACUUUGAUCAUUUUGUUGGAAUAUUUUUUAUCUUUUUUCUUUAAUUUAAAUAGGUGUAUAGUAAACUUAAAAAAAUAAAUAAAUAUAUUUUUGCAUAAUAAUUUUGUGCGCGAAUUUAUUUGUAAGCAUGACUUGAAAAGCCGUUAGGCUAAACUAAACUAUAAAACAAGUAUAUUAUUUGUAAGACAAAAUCACUGUAUUAGAAUUAAUGUUAUUUAUGGCAUGUGGUACCCAAAUAAAAAAUUUAUAAUGUGCUAGAUGAUAUAUUCAUACAUAUUAAAACAUAUAUACAUACAUACCAAUAAAUCAACCAUACAAAUUCGAACAGUAAGGUAAACUUUUA